This is a messenger RNA of Vigna angularis (adzuki bean), 1792 nucleotides long. Its product is annotated as cold-responsive protein kinase 1. Gene Ontology annotation, biological process: protein phosphorylation. Lineage: Eukaryota; Viridiplantae; Streptophyta; Magnoliopsida; Fabales; Fabaceae. The record is from RefSeq and is a predicted model, not a curated record. Bases 418 to 1518 code for a protein of 366 amino acids. The transcript has 7 exons. Gene Ontology annotation, molecular function: ATP binding; protein kinase activity.
CUUUGGCAGCCUGGUGGAACCGAAAGAAGAAACGGUCAUUUGUGUGCACGGAGUUGGACCAAAGCAAGUGAGAAUACAAUACAAUACAAUACAAAACAACACAACAACGCAACCAUGAAAAGAAAAGAAACACGAACACACAAACGCGCAUUACUCGCUAUAGCCGCAAGACCAAGCACACAACAUAAACCACUUCUUUUUAAUACCAUUCUUUCCCCUCCAUCUUUUUAAUUUUCAACUCCUUCCUAUUUAGCUACCUAACUCUCCUUAGACUUGAGCAUUUUCUCUUGGCUCCCAAAGGUGAUCAUACUUUUUCUUUUACUUUUCUCCUUUGUUUCCCAAAAGGGGUUCUUGUCCCAAAUGGAGUUCCUGUCUUUUACAUGUUAAAGAGUGCAGCAGUCACAUCCCAGGAUCAUUAUGAGUUGUGGCUGCUUUGGAGCCUCAACUCUCAAGAAGAAAAGCAAUCCUUCUCGUACUCCUAAUGAGAUUGAUGGCUUUCCACUUGAUAAUGUUAAGAAUUUUUCUGAUAAAGACCUGAGACUGGCCACUGAUAACUAUCAUCCAAGCAAAAAGCUAGGACGAGGAGGUUUUGGAACUGUUUACCAGGGAACCUUAAAAAAUGGAAGACAAGUAGCAGUGAAGACACUUUCUGCUGGGUCAAAGCAGGGAGUUCGUGAAUUUUUAUCUGAAAUUAAAACUAUAUCAAAUGUUAAACAUCCAAACCUUGUUGAAUUGGUUGGUUGCUGCGUUCAAGAAACUAAUCGCAUAUUAGUGUAUGAAUAUGUGGAAAAUAACAGCCUUGAUCGUGCAUUAAUUGGUGGAGGUUCAAAUAUCAGAUUAGACUGGAGAAAAAGAUCUGAUAUUUGCAUGGGUACUGCUAGAGGUCUUGCGUUUCUUCAUGAAGAACUUGUGCCACACAUUGUGCAUAGAGACAUCAAGGCAAGCAAUAUACUACUUGACAAACAUUUCAAGCCAAAAAUAGGAGAUUUCGGGUUGGCUAAAUUAUUUCCAGAUGACAUCACUCACAUUAGCACAAGGAUUGCUGGAACAACUGGUUACUUAGCACCAGAAUAUGCAAUGGGUGGCCAGUUAACCCUGAAGGCUGAUGUAUAUAGUUUUGGUGUUCUUAUUCUUGAAAUAAUCAGUGGCAAAAGCAGUGCAAGGACAAACUGGGGAGGGUCCAACAAAUUCCUCUUGGAAUGGGCCUGGCAACUGUAUGAAAAUGGGAAACUAUUGGAACUUGUGGAUCCAGACAUGGUUGAAUUCCCUGAGGAAGAGGUAAUUAGGUACAUGAAGGUUGCUUUUUUCUGCACACAAGCUGCAGCAAGUAGAAGGCCAAUGAUGUCCCAAGUUCUGAAUAUGCUGUCCAAGAACACGAGGCUGAAUGAAAAGGAACUAACUGCACCAGGGUUUUUCCAGGAUUCAGGAACAUCUUCUCAGAAGAAGUCAUCCUUUGAAUCCACCAGCUAUCAAUUUAGCUCUAACCCUUCCAGUAUUACUCAGUUGGCCCCACGUUGAACCAUAAACUAAACGUCUGAUGUGUCAAUUGCAGAGUUAAAAAGUAGUAGGAAAGAAAGAGAACAAAGAGGGAUUUUUUUUUUUUUACAUUUUUCUCCAUUUUGUAUAUUAUUUUUUAUAAAUGUAUUUUAAUUUAUAAGGUGGGCUUGGAUAAGUUUUCUUUUUUGAAAAUAGGGUUUUAUGAUUUUUUUUUUGUAAUAGAUAUUUCGAAGCAAUUGCUUUUUUGACUUACGAUAAGAAAAUAUCAAUGUUUGGGUAACUUGAUUCUGAAAAA